Messenger RNA from Megalobrama amblycephala (Wuchang bream), 1013 nucleotides. RefSeq names its product zinc finger protein 492-like. The transcript has a single exon. The annotation marks the transcript as partial. Lineage: Eukaryota; Metazoa; Chordata; Actinopteri; Cypriniformes; Xenocyprididae. The record is from RefSeq and is a predicted model, not a curated record.
GUGAAGUGGAGGAGAAUCAUGACAAUCCUGGAGAAAAACCUUUGAGUUGCUCAAAGACUAAAAAGACUUUUUUAAAGAAAAGAGCCAAGAAAUCUACAACCUGCACUCAGUGUGGAAAGAGUUUGUCAACCAAACAACAUCUUAAGAUUCACAUGAGAGUUCAUAUAGGAGAGAAGCCGUUCACAUGUGAUCAAUGUGGGAAGAGUUUCACACGAAAAGGAGAUUUUAAGGAACACAUGAGGAUCCACACUGGAGAGAAGCCGUUCACAUGUGAUCAGUGUGGGAAGAGCUUCACACGUAAAGGACAUCUUAAGGAUCACAAGAGAGUUCACACUGGAGAGAAGCCACACACAUGUGAUCAAUGUGGGAAGAGUUUCACACGAAAAGGAGGUCUUAAGAGGCAUAUGAAAGUUCACACUGGAGAGAGACCGUUCACAUGCCAUCAAUGUGACAAAACAUUUCUAAGGUCAUCAGACCUGAAGAGACACCUGAGAGUUCAUACAAAGGAGAAGCCACAUUCAUGUUCUGUGUGUGAAAAGAGUUUUUCACUGCUGUGUAGUUUACAAAAACAUGAGAAAAUCCAUACUGGUGUGAGAGAGUAUGUGUGCUUUGAGUGUGAGAAAACUUUUACUACAGUAAACCAUUUAAAAGUGCACCAGAGAAUUCACACUGGAGAAAAACCUUACAAGUGUUCAUACUGUGACAAGAGAUUUAGUCAGUUAUCAAAUCUGAAAACACAUGAGAGGAUCCACUCUGGAGAAAAACCUUACAAGUGUUCAUACUGUGACAACAGAUUCAGUCGGUCAGAACAUCUGAAAACACAUGAGAGGAUCCACACUGGAGAAAAACCUUACAAGUGUUCACACUGUGACAAGAGAUUCAAUCAGUCAUUAUAUCUGAAAACACAUGAGAUGAUCCACACUGGAGAAAAACCUUACAAGUGUUCACACUGUGACAAGAGAUUCAAUCAGUCAUCACAUCAGAAAACACAUGAGAGGAUCCACAGCAGAGAG